AUGACUGAGUCGACUUCCAACCCAUUGUCCGGCCUGUGGAAGCCGACUCAUCUUCAGGCCCUCUACUACGGUCCUGGAGCUGUGGAGAAACAUCUCCGCGAGACACUUCCCUCAUCAUCUUCCAAAGCAUUCAUUAUCACAGGAGCUUCUCUGGCCAACAAAACUUCACUCGUCAGACAAGUAGAAAACCUCCUUGGAAGUGAUCACCAUGCUGGCACAUUCCCAAACAUCGGUCAGCAUGCGCCUGUCGCACAGCUCGAUGAAGCUACAGAGAUCGUGAAGAAGGACGAUAGCAUCGAUACGCUCAUCAGCAUUGGAGGUGGAAGUCCUAUUGACUCCGCCAAAGCCAUCUCCUACCGGGUGAACGAGAGGCUGGGCAAAUUCUUGUUUCAUAUCACCAUUCCUACCACAUUAAGUGCGGCAGAAUGCACGUUCAUUGCUGGAUACACAAAAGAGGAUGGCACGAAGACGGGGAUCAUACAUCCGGAGAUCGUACCGCAUGUCAUCAUAUACGACUCGAAAUUCGCCCUGGAGACCCCGCCGAAGCUGUGGCUGUCUACUGGCAUGCGGGCAAUGGAUCACGCAAUGGAGAUCAUGUACCAUCCUACAGCGACGGAGAUGCCCGCCAGAAGAAUGGCGCUGUCAGCAGCGUCGGAUCUGUUCACAUACCUCCCAAAGUACAAGGACGACCCUAAAGACGAGGACGCUAUCACGCAGCUGCAGCUCGCCUCUUAUGCAUCUCUCGGCUUUAUCGGCUUGAACCUCAAAGGAGGCCUCGGUCUGAGCCACUCACUCGGAUACGCACUGGGGUCACCGUACUCGAUUCCGCACGGCAUUACCUCCUGCUUGACGCUCGGCCACGUUAUCAAGCUGAAGGCGCAGAAGCCGGAAGAUGCGGCACAGAUCGCAAGAGUACUUGCUGUCAUUGGACAGUCCAGGACCGGUGAUGACCGCCAAGAUGCCACCAAAGUAGGAGACGAGAUUUUGAAGCUUGUGGACAGCCUAGGACUGAAAACGAAUCUGAAAGAGUACAAUGUAGGCGACGAUCAAGUGACUGUCAUCGCAAACAGGGCCACGGGGGCAAAGGAAGGGGAGCUUUACGACAAAGUCUUGGAGCUCGUCAGGAAUCUGUAUUAA
Messenger RNA from Coniosporium apollinis CBS 100218, 1137 nucleotides. RefSeq lists its product as uncharacterized. The transcript has a single exon. The record is from RefSeq and is a predicted model, not a curated record. Gene Ontology annotation, cellular component: mitochondrion. Gene Ontology annotation, molecular function: metal ion binding; alcohol dehydrogenase (NAD+) activity. Lineage: Eukaryota; Fungi; Ascomycota; Dothideomycetes. Bases 1 to 1137 code for a protein of 378 amino acids.